AUGCAACCAACAAAGGUUUAUCAUAAGAACAAGACUGGGCCUAACAGCACCAUAGGGGGCCUACACGAGCUAUAUAAACAGAUGCAACCAACAAAGGUUUAUCCUAAGAACAAGACUGGGCCUAACACUGGUGACACUAUGUGCCGUGGGCCUAACACUGGUGACACUAUGUGCCGUGGGCUUAACACUGGUGACACUAUGUGCCGUGGGCCUAACACUGGUGACACUAUGUGCCGUGGGCCUAACACUGGUGACACUAUGUGCCGUGGGCCUAACACUGGUGACACUAUGUGCCGUGGGCUUAACACUGGUGACACUAUGUGCCGUGGGCUUAACACUGGUGACACUAUGUGCCGUGGGCUUAACACUGGUGACACUAUGUGCCGUGGGCUUAACACUGGUGACACUAUGUGCCGUGGGCUUAACACUGGUGACACUAUGUGCCGUGGGCUUAACACUGGUGACACUAUGUGCCGUGGGCCUAACACUGGUGACAUUUUUUGUGCGGCAAGGCAUAAGAGAAUCAAGCUCAUGUUCUAG
Molecule: messenger RNA, 540 nt
Organism: Nematostella vectensis (starlet sea anemone)
Lineage: Eukaryota; Metazoa; Cnidaria; Anthozoa; Actiniaria; Edwardsiidae
Exons: 1
Coding region: 1-540 (179 amino acids)
Source: RefSeq, a predicted model, not a curated record